UAAGAGAAUGUCAUAUUGCGCACACAUAAUUUAAUUUGUACUUUUUAGUAUAUAAGUACCAAAGAAAAGACAUUUGUAAUAAUAAACUGCAAAAAUAAUAACCACUUCACUACUAAAAAUUGACUUAAUUAAAAUUACAGGGACUUCAGGUACAGUCGGUUUGAGUUAAAAUAUAUAGGACGUAAUUAUCAAAAUUCAAAGGAAGGAUGCAAUUAUAUAGGUAUAUAAAAAUAUGUAUAAAAACGUAUAAAAAGAAGAGACUGAUAGUUUCGUCUAGGGAUGAAAUGUUAUAAAAUAACACUUUUGCAAAAGUUGUCUAAUUAAACUUAAUCGCGUUUGAGGGACGGCAAGAUGAAAUCGAGAUCCGGUCGUAGUUUUAAGAUCACGCUUCCUUCGCUCUUCCAUACGGAAAUAACCGGAGCGAUUGUACAAGUUCAGGCCGACCCAAUCAGUUCUCCUCGGGUAUCGGAGGCAGUUACGCGUUUUGAGGAACGUUUAAAAUGACGAAUAAAAAAUCGAGCUCAUCCGUGCAGUUCGCUUCAGGCAACGUCGAGGAGAAUUUGGGAAAGAGAAAAUUAAUUGAGAGAACGUGCGCGCAGAAAGUAAAGACGAUCGCUGGUCACGUUGGGCUUUUAGUCACUUUAAUGCUGUACACAGCAAUCGGUGGUUUGGUCUUCCGACAUAUAGAACUUCCGGCAGAACGGGCACGUUUGGAAGCGUUGCGCGGUAAUUUGCGCGCUCAGAGAUACUUGUUCAUCGAUUCGGUCUCCAACAAUACCGACGAUGUGUCGAAUUUGAGCAAAUUGAUCAGUAUGAAAUUACGAGCUUACGAAGAGGCUGUCCAAGAAGCGGCCCAAGGUGGCUUGUUAAUUAGUUCUUUAACCGACACCAUCGAUCGUCUAGAUCGAGAUACGACAGAUCUGCCGCCAAUUGUUACUGAGAGAUGGAGCGUGCUCCAAGCUGUCUUUUUUGCAAGCACUGUCCUUACGACAAUCGGAUAUGGGAACGUUGUUCCGUCGACUAAUUCGGGAAGGCUGUUCUGCAUCCUGUUCGCUUUCAUCGGCAUACCUCUGACGUUGAUAGUAAUAGCCGACUGGGGAAAAUUAUUCGCCAGCGGUGUAGUUAAAAUCGGUCUGGCCGUGAAAUCGAGAAUUCCGUUUAGCUUCUCGUUCUCCUGCGUUCCGGCGAACGUAACCGGAAGACGAUCGCUUGGUAAAGUUCUGGUCGACUCGAGCGGUUUUAAAUAUCUACAGUCACUCUACAUAUUUUUUCUAGGCGCAUUUGCAGCGAUCGUUUUGCUUUUCUUAUACCUCGCCUGCGGCGCAGGUAUGUUUAUGUUAUGGGAAGACGAUUGGAACUUCUUCGACGGAUUUUAUUUCUGUUUCGUGACUAUGACCACGAUAGGAUUCGGUGAUUUAGUACCCAAGAAGCCGAAGUACACGCUGCUUUGCACCCUUUACAUUCUCGUCGGUUUGGCGCUGACCAGUACUAUAAUCGAGCUCGUCAGACGGCAGUAUGCUCAGUCCUGGAGGAGACUGCAGAGGCUAAGCGGGCCGUUGGCAGAGGCGAUUCGCAGACUCGGUGAACAGGCAGGCGGCGAUAUGUCCGCGUUUCAUUCGGAUCUCAGAAAAGUGUUAACGGUGAUAUCCAUGCCCCGUUUGAAGUGGUCCGCUUCUAUGAACCGGGCAGUGACGAAAGAUCAAGAUUGGGAGGAAGCCGUGGAGGCUGUGCUCCGUGACAUUGCCGCGAACGCUGACAACCAACCAAAGUCGAAACCGAUAGUGCAAAUCGUGAUUUACGAAUCGAGCGUCUGAUAAAUCUAUAAAAAUCUACAAUAAGCUUCAGGAUACGUCUUCGUAAUGUUUCAUGAGAUACCGUGGAAGAGAAUUAUAUUUUUGCAGCGUGCGUUUAACUGGAUUUCCACUCGCAUCGCGCGGUAUCAUUCGAUGAUAGUAUCGAUGAAGCUGAAUUUUGAUACGAUGCAAGUGGAUAGCCAGCGUUUGUCGUGCUUUGACACGACUCGUUUUACCCGCGUGAACUGCGCGCGUCGACGGGUAAAGCCGCGAACGCGCAGGAGCCGACGAGCCCCUGAGUUCGAUCAGUAGUCCCGAUGUCGGACUGAGCGGAUCGACGAAAACAAUAAUUUGAAACACGGGCAGCCACUAAAUUUAGAAAGUUGCAGUACCGCACGGAGCAGGACAGGGGAAACGUUGUUCUGCGUGCGCUGUCGGCGUUCACGGUGACGUUUUCGUUCGUUCGGUCGAGUCGGUAAUAAUUCUGGCCCAAAUGGUCCAGGUCAUGCAAAGUAGAACGGAGCGUCCAGCAGCUAUCGUGUGCAUCGCAUAUCGUCAAUUGAGUACAAUGGCCGGGAUUAAGGAUCCGACGGAGCCACCGAAGGUGGAACAACUGAAUCAAGAGGGCGAACGAGUGAACGCUAUCGUUAAGAGAAGUUUGGCAGACUUGACGAAUAUUUAUAUGGAAGAUUUUUUCCAGUUUUCGAGAGACAUGACGCAGUCUUUCAGGUUGAUGUUAGACAAUUUAAGAAUUCGUUUCGAACAGUUCCGUGAUGAAAAUCAAUCCAUAUUCGAUUUGUUCUCGAUCGCGCAACUGCAGAAGUGGACCCAGCGAGAACAGUAAACGAGAUAUACCGACGUUUUCAUUUUAUAGAUUAAUAAAACCACGUAAUUCGACCAAAUUCGGACAAACCAGCACAUGUUUGGUAACAUUAUCGAUGUUUAAGAUCGUAUAGAUACUUUAAUAAAAAAAAGGACUGAUAAA
Messenger RNA from Ceratina calcarata, 2778 nucleotides. Its product is annotated as TWiK family of potassium channels protein 9. Gene Ontology annotation, cellular component: plasma membrane. The record is from RefSeq and is a predicted model, not a curated record. Lineage: Eukaryota; Metazoa; Arthropoda; Insecta; Hymenoptera; Apidae. Gene Ontology annotation, biological process: stabilization of membrane potential; potassium ion transmembrane transport. Bases 501 to 1814 code for a protein of 437 amino acids. Gene Ontology annotation, molecular function: potassium ion leak channel activity; outward rectifier potassium channel activity. The transcript is spliced from 8 exons.